Chaetomium fimeti is the source of this 1365-nucleotide messenger RNA. RefSeq names its product telomere stability and silencing-domain-containing protein. NCBI's taxonomy places the organism in Eukaryota, Fungi, Ascomycota, Sordariomycetes, Sordariales, Chaetomiaceae. Bases 219 to 1220 code for a protein of 333 amino acids. The record is from RefSeq and is a predicted model, not a curated record. Gene Ontology annotation, cellular component: nucleus. The transcript has a single exon.
GGUUCCCCAUCCUCGAUCAUCCAAGAUCAACGCGCAGCAACCCGGACAGCACUUCCCACUUCGCGUCGUCGAUACUGCGCCGUUUUCAAUACAUCCUUUAAAGGCCACAACCAGCCCACCGGGGCGGUCAGCGGAUCCCGAAGCUCAUUCCUACGCUCACCAACGGCGAUCGCCAGUCAAUUGAAAGGCCUCCAGCGCAACCUCUGUCGACGAUCAAGAUGGCGCCGAGUAAAAUCAAUGUCCUGAUCACGAGCUUCGCCGGCACGGGCCUCCCUCCUACCCUCUCCCUCGCCCUGCCACCAGCAACACCCAUAACCACCCUCCUCGACGAACUCGACAGCCGCCUCCCCCCAUCCGCCACAACAUCAACCACACGCCUGCUCCUAACAACCCUCUCCAACCGCUCCAUCCCGCUCACCUCCACCCUCCCCCUCUCCCACUACCUCUCCACCACCGAAGACUCCCCCCCCACCAACCACCACCACCACCAAGAUGCCAGCACCACCACCAUCCUCCCCCUCCGCCUCUCGGCCCCCUUACCCGGCGGCAAGGGCGGAUUCGGGUCGCAGCUGCGGGCGGCGGGCGGGCGCAUGUCGAAGCGCAAGAAGGGCGGCGCGGGGUCCGCGGAGGAGCACGGGUCGUCGCGCAACCUGGACGGGCGGCGGCUGCGCACGGUGACGGAGGCCAAGGCGCUGGCCGAGUACCUGGCCAUCAAGCCCGAGAUGGACCGGCGCGAGAAGGAGGAGCGCCGCAAGCGCUGGCAGGAGAUCGUCGAGACGACCGAGCGCCGGCAGGAGGAGAUCAAGUAUGGCAGUCGGAAAGUGGGGCUGGAUGGGAAGUGGGUGGAGGACCGCGAGGAGGCCGGCGAGCGGACCCGUGAGGCGGUGUUGGAGGUUAUGCGGAAGGGGGUGUAUCGGGAUAAUUUGGUUGGGGAGCGGGCUGCUGCGGGGAGUGGUUCGUCGGCGGAUGAAGAAGGGGAGGAUGAGGUCAUGCAGGAUGGCGAGGGGGAGGAGAGUGGGAGUUCGAAGGCGACCACGCCUCCUUCGGAACCGGAGCCGGCGCGUGAUGUCAAGGGAAAGGGGAAGGGGAAGGAAGUUGUGAAUGGGAAUGGCAAUGGGAACGGGAAUGGUCAGGCGAGGAAGUUUGUUGGGUUUGAUGAGGAUGACGAGUUUAUGAGCUCGUCCGACGAGGAGAGUGAAAGCGAAACAGCGAAAGCAUAAGGGGAAACCAGAGGUGGCUGGUUGUAGUAUUAUUGUGCUGGUUUAAGAGCUUCUCGUGUUGGACAGAGCACUCUUGGUCAAGGGCUACGGUGGCGUUAAGGAUUCUGCAACGGUUUACAGAAAUUGAUGAUACCAGUCACUUUGC